This is a messenger RNA of Dermacentor silvarum, 2109 nucleotides long. Its product is annotated as elongation of very long chain fatty acids protein AAEL008004. The record is from RefSeq and is a predicted model, not a curated record. Gene Ontology annotation, biological process: fatty acid elongation, saturated fatty acid; fatty acid elongation, polyunsaturated fatty acid; very long-chain fatty acid biosynthetic process. The transcript has a single exon. NCBI's taxonomy places the organism in Eukaryota, Metazoa, Arthropoda, Arachnida, Ixodida, Ixodidae. Gene Ontology annotation, molecular function: fatty acid elongase activity. Bases 217 to 1011 code for a protein of 264 amino acids. Gene Ontology annotation, cellular component: endoplasmic reticulum membrane.
GGCCGUGGUUUUCCUGAGUCUGCGCACAUUGACAUUUCGCCGUUUUUAUCUCUUGGCGUCGCUUCGGUCGCAGCGUGGUGAUAAUGGGAAGCAAGAAAAGGCGCGCGUGAGUUGCGCUUCCACGAGUCCGCUAUGCGUUUAUAAGUGAGCGCUGAACGUUUUACCCUUAAGUCUGUUUUUCCUUUGGCGAGCGCGGUUCACCUUCACGCUGGGGCCAUGGCUCUACACACGCUGUCGCUCCCAUACGACGCUGCUCAGUCCUGGCUUCCCCCCCAAGACGUGCGCUCCGAAGGCUGGCCACUCACCGGAAGCCCACUGCCGGUAGCCUUCAUCACGGCUUUCUAUGUCUACUUCGUCAAGGUGUUGGGCCCACGCUGGAUGUCACACCGCAAGCCUUUUGACCUGAAGCACUGCAUCCUCGCCUACAACCUUCUGACCACGCUCUGCAGUGCCUUCUUCGUCGUGCGCUUUGCCAAGCUCGCGUACUGGGACCUGGGCUACACCUUUCUGCAGGAACUGGACCUGGGCGUCACCCCUGCCAACCUCGAGAUCGUGAGCCUCUCCUGGUGGCUGUACAUGUUCAAGCUGGGCGAACUGGCCGACACCGUGUUCUUCGUGCUCCGCAAGAAGAACGACCAGGUCAGCAAUCUGCACGUCGUUCACCACUUGAUCGUCUCGUGGAACAUGUGGCUGGCGGUGACGUACGGUGCGCAGUACCACAGCAUGUUCGUCAUUUGCCUCAACUCGUUCGUGCACGUCUUCAUGUACGCCUACUACUUCCUGGCCGCGCUCGGUCCGUCCUUCCGUCGCUUUCUGUGGUGGAAGAGGUACUUGACCCUCAUGCAGAUCGUGCAGUUCGUCCUCCUCUUCGCGCACGCCAUCGGCACCGUGCUCGCCACCGGCAAUUACGUGCGUCUCUUCACCUGGCUCGAAAUGGCGGAGGCCGUGCUGUUCUUCGCGUGGUUCGUCUCCUUCUACGCCAACGCGUACGCCAAGAACAAGAAGCCGUGAGCCCCAGCAGCGGACUCCAGCCAACUGGAAUGCAUUGAGCGUUCGUUGGCACUGCUGCGAUGUCCGGGCAUGUCUUAAGUGGAAUGACAAGAGACUGUAAGCUUGCGGUUCCUUUCUUUGCGGAACGAACCUUAUAGCUUUGCCGCGGUACUUGCAGUUUAACUUUUCUUGAAACGAGUGGAAGACAUUCUGCGUACGUCGCUAAUACGUAGUUUUCUUUAACUCCUCGCUUUUACGGGUUCUCCCUUUUAAGCCCAUUUUCUUCUUCAUUUGUACGCGCCGCUGAGUAAUGUCAUUAUUUCUCCGGCCAGUGUGACCUGCUUUGCCCGCGUUCUUCGACUUCCUCGAAAACAAUGUUUUCCUUUUCAUCCUUCAGAAGACGCAGCAAAUGGCAUCCAUACUCUUUUAAAGUGUCAACAUUCAUGCACUUGUUCUGCUGUAGGACGAAAGACCAGGCUUUCAUAUUCUUUGGUGCGGACACACUUGGCAAUCUUCCUCGAAAACAUGAAUCGCCGAUAUAUCGCGAUACGUCUCGCCACUUAAAAACAAUGAAAAUGACGUUCCUGCGAUUUGUUCAACUGAAGAAUGCUGUAAUUUCUUAGCCAUUUCACGUUUUCUCGAAGAUUUCAUUGAAAUGGAAGUAGCGUCCCGUUAACUUGUUGCUUUAUCCUGGGUUCUUUAUGCACCUGCUGCACACAGGGUUCGUGGAAAUUUUGCGGCGGCGCCCUACUGAGAAAUUUCUUGUGUUGGCGUUCAGGGCGAGCCUAUGCAGAAUCGGAGAUCACCGCACUAAGUUUAAGACAAAGGAAGCCCCUAAUUUGGGCCCCAAUAUUCCCCCUGAAGUGUAGGUGAAAAACGUUGAUUUGUCAAGUGUGUCUGUUCCGAGUUCAAGCCUCCUUCAUGUUUUCCAGAAAGCCCAUUUUGCUUUUUAUGUUGUGCUUUUCGCCUACUUUAUGCAGAACGCUUCACCCAUUUGGGUACAUUGUUCAUGAGAACGAAGUUUGUGCCAAACACGUGGCGCCUUGUUUUUUUUUUUUUUUGCAUGCAUGUGACAACCCACUUUUACGAAAAUUAAAAGGCAUAAACUUAUCGUUCCGA